UGAUCUGAGACGCCGAGACAGUAAGCAGCAUGAACAUGUUCUCCUGUUGGACUCUUCCAUCUGACCAAGACGAGCCGCACAGGCGGGUAAACGAACCGGAGAAGAAGGUAAAGAAGAGAAAAUGGUGGCAGAGACGCCAGAAGGUAGAGAUGCAGGACGGGGAGGAUGAGAAGGGAAACGGGGUAAAGGGUGAAGAGAUGGGGCAAGGAGUGGAGCAGAAGGUUUUAGAGGACCAGGCAGACCAAACACCAAAGAUGGAGAAGCAGGGGGUUCUGGGAAAAAACAAAUCUGAGAAGAAAGUAAAGAAGAGAAAAUGGUGGCAGAGACGCCAGAAGGUGGAGAUGCAGGACGUGGAGGGUGAGAAGGGAAAUGAGGUAAAGGGUGAAGAGAUGGGGCAAGGAGUGGGGCAGAAGGUUUUAGAGGACCAGGCAGACCAAACACCAAAGGUAGAGAUGCAGGUGGCCCCACGGGACCUGGUGGAAGAACCAGAACAGGUCGUUGUAAAGGACCAGAGGAGGAAACCAGUAAACAAGGUGGUUCUGGUUUGUGAGAUUGAGAUGAAGAAGUUAGAGCAGGUGGACCCAGUGGAGCAGGUUGAAGAAACAGAGCAGGUCAUCCUGAAGAACCAGUGGAUGGGACAUGUAAAAAAUAAGAUUCAUUGCAUAGAGAAUGAGAUAAAGAAGAAGGAGAGGCAGGUGGACCCGCUAAACCUGGUGGAAGAACCAGAACUGGUCAUCCUAAAGGAGCAGGGGAAGGGACAGGUAAAAAAUAGGGUGUGUUUUAUAGAGAAUAAGCUAAAGAAGGAGGAGAGGCAGGUGGACCCGCUAAACCUGGUGGAAGAACCAGAGCUGGUCAUCCUAAAGGAGCAGGGGAAGGGACAGGUAAAAAAUAGGGUUAGUUUUAUAGAGUAUAAGCUAAAGAAGGAGGAGAGGCAGGUGGACCCAGUGAAUAAAACAGACCAGUUCGUGAAGAAGGAGGAGAGGCAGGUGGCCCCGCUGAACCUGGUGGAAGAACCAGACCAGGACAUGAAGAAGGAUCCAGCAGCUUUGGAGGACAAAAUGUGGAAACUGAAAGAACAGAACCUGGAUAGAGGAAGCACUGAAGAUCCACUGAAGAACGUCUCCGAGGUGUCUUCAAACAAACCAGACCCCCAGCAGCUGCAGGACGACGUUCUUGUUCCCAUCGUCGAAGCCCAACCUGGAGAGUCCGGGGCUCUGAUGGAGAGCGCGUGUGAAGAUAAAGGUGUCCCGAUGCCGAAGUCGAGGAGAACCAGCCUGAGAACCAAACGGUUCCAGUUCUUCAACGUCUGAAGCUGAGGUGGUGACGAUCCGGAGAUCAUCCAAUCACACGCCGACUUUUCCAACAUCAAAAUAACAAUAAAGUGCCUUCAUGAA
Trichomycterus rosablanca is the source of this 1394-nucleotide messenger RNA. Its product is annotated as cilia- and flagella-associated protein 251-like. NCBI's taxonomy places the organism in Eukaryota, Metazoa, Chordata, Actinopteri, Siluriformes, Trichomycteridae. The record is from RefSeq and is a predicted model, not a curated record. The transcript is spliced from 3 exons. The coding region runs from base 30 to 1310 and encodes 426 amino acids.